Bursaphelenchus xylophilus (pine wood nematode) is the source of this 1770-nucleotide messenger RNA. The record is from the annotation of a GenBank genome assembly. NCBI's taxonomy places the organism in Eukaryota, Metazoa, Nematoda, Chromadorea, Rhabditida, Aphelenchoididae.
AUGGCCGACAAGCAAAAGUAAGUUUUUCAUUUUGUUGCCCCUUGACGUUUCUAUGAUGAUCAUCCAUCGUUAUUUCAGAAAGAGGAACCAGGAGUCAAACACCCGCAUAGUCAACAUAGAGAAGCAAGGUGCUCGUCCAGCCGCUGUAGCUCCUUGCGCUUCCGAUGGAAGUCUUUAUGUAUGUUGUUCAUGCUAGAUAUGAUAGGUUGUCAUAACUUAAUAAUUAAUGUAUUGUUUUUAGGUUGAUCGCUGGUUCAAUCGGACCUUGGAAAAAGGCGUGAACGGUCUGCGUGAAGAAUUUAUGGAGAUGAAACGUUAUUGUCCCCCGGACAUGAAUGUGACGGCGUUUCAAAUUCAUUGGGAAGCUGGCAGGAAUCGCUACAAAGAUGUUCCUUGCCAAGAGAAGGCGCGUGUGAUUGUGAAAUGGCCUGGAGUCAGCCAUGACUACAUCCAUGCCAACUACAUGCCCACUCCCGUCUCUGACAAAAGAUACAUCUGCACUCAGGUGAGUACUAUCAGAUAAAACGUUUGGUGAGAGGCUUAGAUCUACCCAUCUUUGCCUGAGUCAUCUAUGGGCAGUAACGUUGCGUCUGGUGUUAUCGUUUGCUCUGCAGGGUCCCCUUGACAACACAAUCGCCGACUUCUGGCGAAUGACCAUUCUGGAGCAAUCGGAGAGCAUCAUCAUGCUGUGCAAUGUGAAGGAAAAGGGAAUGGACAAGUGCGCCCAGUAUUGGCCACUGAAGGAAGGCGAGAGUGCGACUUUUGAGGGAAUUGUGGUUACGAAUCUCGGGGUCACUCCUUUGGGAGGAAGUGACAAGACCGUUAUGAGAACAAUCCUCAAGUUAACGUAUACCUUGGAAGGAAAGAAGUCCCAGAGAGAAGUAAGCGAAGAUUCGAGGAAAAAGUUCCUUAUUUUGGCCACAACAAAGGUACUCCGCGAACUGCGUCCAAGCUUGGGCACUAAAGUUAGGAAAAAACGCUUUGACCUAGCUCGCACUGGAUUACUAUAAUAGCUCUAUAGUUUUAAGGGUACCUACGAAGGGUACGACGACUCAUUUAGUUCCAUACGGAGGCAAUAAGUUUAGUUCCGGACAUGUUUCAUCGUAUAAAGCGUAAAAUCACAGGCUGCAGCCGUUUUUGAAGGGUAAGGUGGUACGUAAAAAAGAAGGUACCUCGCUGACUAAAUCCACCGUCCGGGCAUUGACAACGAUGACUUGAGCGUGCACGCUAAAUUUGGGCUAAUUCCGACCAGUUUCCGCAAAGUUAUAAGCUGUGGCCAAAAUAAGGAACUUUUACCAGAUUCGAUUUAUGUCAUCCUUCAGGUUCGCCAUUACCAAUGGAUGGAUUGGCCGGAUCGUGGAGUCCCCACGGUGGGACACACCAUCUUCGACCUGCUCUCUUCGGUCCGUGGCACCAAGAAACCGAUCAUUGUCCACUGUUCCGCCGGAAUUGGCCGCACUGGAUCCAUCGUGGCCAUCUCCUUCAUCAUGGAGAGAUUCCAGAAUGGUCAGCCGUGUGAGGACAUGCCUGUUAUCUUCAAGGAGCUCCGCGACCAUCGCCCCUACUCCAUCCAGAAUGAUGUUGUAAGUCCAUAUUUUUAUAGAUUAAGGUUGACUUGAAUUGUUUUGUUGACGUUUUUUGUGCUUUCAGCAGUACCUGUUUGUCCAUCGUGUCGUCUUGUUCUACUUUGUGGAGAGAUACAAGAAGUAUGAUCGCAAUGAUCCCCGCUAUGUCAAAUUCCUUGACGAAUACAACAAGGCCGUGGCUUGA